AGUAUCGGCGUCAUUUAACGACGCAGUGAUAAAACGCUGCGUUUGUGACCCUUCGGGCGAUGCCCCAGAGAGACCAAUGAUGAGGAGCAGCAGCUCUGAACUGCUCCUAGACAACCAAGAAGAGCUCCUUCGAAAGCAAAAACUGCAAGAGUUAGCUCUUCAACAAGCUAGUGUAACCGGUGCAUCAGCUGCAAGGUCUUGUAGGGAAAAUGCUCUCUUCUAUUCAACCAGCGUGUUGGCCGUCAUUGCCAUGUCGGCAGGAUCAUCCCUUCUAUUCUUGGUACCGCUCUACGUCGACCCUGCCAUUUCAACCCUCGCUUCCAAUUUUGUCCCAGAGCCAGUUACCUGCAUCACAACCAGGAGAGACCAACUCGUCGGGCUUGUCAAUUGUUCAUGGAGUUCUUGCAGAGAAGGGUGCACAAGUGAUGCAUAUCAUUGCAUCCAUAUUUACGUCAGUUACAACGACUCAGGACCAACUCCAAAACAAGUCAACGAUGCUGUAUUACUGGUGAACAUUAAGGGAUGCGGGUAUCCCCCGAAAGUCACGUGUGCCAAUUUCACAGAUAUGUACGGAGUCGAGGGUGCCACUUACCCCUGUUAUCAUUCACUUAAAAAUCGUACACUCGUUUUGACACACUACGAUAAAGAUGAACAGGUGGCUAUAAUAAUUCAUUUUUUCGCCGUGCCGUUCGUGAUAACAUUAGCAACAUCAGUUGCUUUAUGUGUUAUGCACUGUGACUGCCGAUGCCACGUAGUAGCGCACCAUAAGAGAGUGCGAAGGUCCCGCAUGCACCAAGACUUUAGUGACGGUUCUAUAAGCACUGGGGUUGAUCUUCAUCAUACUAUUAGUCAUCAUUCUGAUCUUGUUGCUAUACGUAACAUGUGAUGUUAGCGUUUCGGUCUAAUUCACGUACAGGGUGAGCCAAAAGGAAUUGGCCCAACUUUAUUCUUCUUAUCAAUUAAUAUUAUUCCUGUUUUAAACAACACAUCACAGAACUGGUUAAAUUUAUAGUAUCUAACGUAAUAUAUUUAUUACCUCAUUC
This is a messenger RNA of Agrilus planipennis (emerald ash borer), 1043 nucleotides long. It is a transcript of the gene Teh1, whose product is annotated as protein tipE. NCBI's taxonomy places the organism in Eukaryota, Metazoa, Arthropoda, Insecta, Coleoptera, Buprestidae. Gene Ontology annotation, biological process: regulation of sodium ion transport. The record is from RefSeq and is a predicted model, not a curated record. The transcript has 3 exons. Gene Ontology annotation, molecular function: sodium channel regulator activity. Bases 77 to 886 code for a protein of 269 amino acids.